AAAUCGAAUAAUGAAAGUUAGUUUUGUUGGUGUGUGGAUUUUCUUUAUCAUUGCAACGUCUGUAUUGGAUUUAGUUCAAGGAACCACAUGUAGCCCUGGGUGCGGUGCGAACGGUGUCUGUACGAAUGGAAGCUGCUUGUGCAACGAGGGAUUUACUGGAAAUGAUUGCAGCGUCGAAAUGAUGGAUUUUACGGGAAGUGGGAGCGGCGCUGUAGACGAUUGUAUGUUGGGAAUGGACAUGUGCGACAGAACAGGAGGUAUAUGCACGAAUACAGAAGACUCGUACAUUUGCUCCUGCAAACCUGGGUACAGCGGGGACGGAUUUACUUGUGACGAUAUUGACGAAUGUAAAGGCAACCAUGGAUGCAAUGAGAAUGCUAUGUGUUUGAACUUAAAUGGAAGUUACUCUUGUAUCUGUAAAAGCGGAUACACAGGAAAUGGUUUCCAAUGCCAAGACUGCUUCGCGGUGGAUGUGAGUGCGUUACCAGGACGUCGUUUUAUCAAGGUGAUUCUGAGCUACAACAGAUCGUUGUCACACAAGUUUACAUUUAGCGCUGUGGUUGGUGGACAAAACGUGACGCGAACCCUAACUAACCCGACAGAGUACACUACUGGAGAACUUUUAAUGCCAGAAACCGAAUAUGUUAUUCGCGUGGAUGUGGAAAAUAUAUGUGGCAAGAAAACAGUGAAGAUGUUACACGUUAAAACAGUUGGUCAAUGCACUCGAUCUUGCACGAAUGGCAAAUGCGUGGUAACUCCACAGGGCGGGGAACAAUGCUCCUGUUUGGAAGGUUACGAAAAGGAUACAAAUAGUGAAACAGUAUGCAAAGCCCGGAGAAGAUGCGACGAGCAGAGCGGCAAUCAAUUGUGUGCAAAUAUUCCCAACUCCGAAUGUGUGAACGGUGCUGCUGGUACAUACACUUGCCAGUGCAGCCACGGGUACUUGGAAACAGCAAACGGAACAUGCGAACUCAAUAAUCUGUGCAAACACCAACCAUGUAAAAACGGAGGAAACUGUUCGACAAACGGAAUAACAAUCUCGUGUGCAUGUCCUGCUAAUUGGAUGGGCGAUCGUUGUCGCAUAUGCAUUUCUUCGUGCUCCCCAAAUCCAUGUCAGAAUAACGCAUACUGCGAAGAUAACUGUCCACAAUAUACUUGCAGGUGUUUGCCUGGUUACCAAGGUUCACUUUGUUCCGAGGAUAUUAACGAAUGCCACAGCAAUCCGUGUGCCCCGAACGCUAUGUGUAACAACACAAUAGGAAGCUACAUUUGUACUUGUAACACUGGAUUCAGGGGAAACGGAAACGUGAAGUGUUAUGAGAAGAUUCUGCUUCCGUACGGUCACAGCAAUGGUGAUAUCAUGAUGCGACCUGGUGACGAUGUGGUUACAGAUGUAGUGCAAUUAGAGUACGGAAUACCCUUCGGUCAACGAACUUUCAAUCAAUUUCGAGCCUCGGCGAAUGGUCUGAUCUUGCUUGGUGCCUAUUACGGCUACCGAUUAUUCCGUCCCUUUGAAGAGGGAUUCAGUUUAAAUACAAGAAACAUAGCGUUGCUUGCUGCGUUCUGGGACGACCAUGAUUUAAGAGAAGGGAGUGGGGGAAGUCUUUACUACCAGUCCUAUGACAAGAUCGAAAGUACAUUGGAUGCGGCCGGUGAGGCAGUUGUGCAAGAAGUAAAGAAGAGAAUUAACGAAAAGUUCAACGUUUCAACUUUUGAUCCGAUUUUCGUUUUUAAAGUAACUUGGGACAAAGUGGUCAUGUUUCACUACGAAUACACUGGUCACAAGAAAUAUCCGAGUACGUUUCAAGCUGUAUUGGCGUCUGAUGGUUGCGAUACGUACGUUAUGUAUCUCUACAAAGAAGACGCAAUGUUAUGGCAAGUGGGCUUACGUCGAAGCGAAAGGGCGUUAAUCGGCUACACCAACGGAUUUGAUCAGAAAUUCGAUGAGAGCUUAGGAGAUUACCGACCAGACCAGCGAGUUCAACGAACAAAUGGUGUCAAAAAAGGCCAAUAUUUCUAUCAUCUGACGGCAAGCAAAUCGGCAACCGGUACUGCUCGUUGUGGCUGUAUAAAAUGGUAUCGAAACGACAUUCAAACCACAUACUCGGUACCACAAGUACCUUGUCCUUGCACUGCGAUUCAAGCUGGUAUGGAUAGGCGGUUCAGUCGCUCUGUCGAUUUUGAGAUCGAAGAUAUUAUAAAUACAGACGAUAGUGAUAGUUACAACACAGCCGAUGUAAGUGAAUGGAAUAUUGGACAAGUAAACGGUCAGCGAUGCUACCAGCCGUUUCAAGGUUUUGGAACAAGGUGCUGCUACAAAACAUUUGCAUCGUUUCCAUCUCGUUGGUUUCCCAAUGUUUUUCAAGGUCAUUUAUUGACCGGCACUUUCGGCAGCUUUUACGAGCCCCAUCAAAUACCGCUGUUUACACUCGGAGAAGACAGGGACUUCCGUUCGCGAGGCAGAAAUCUGUUUCAGAGCCAGCACAAAGCUGCAAGAGAUAGAGACUGGAUACCACGACGACAAUGUUGCUACGAGAGUAACGACCGUGGGUAUUGCAAUUUAUACAGAAGAAGACGACCACGUGCUACUUGUGCAGGAUAUGUUCCAAUAGUCCAAAGUUUCGGUUUCGGAGAUCCCCACAUCACCACGAUAGACGGUGCCUCAUACACUUUUAAUGGCCGAGGGGAGUACGACUAUGUUUACGCACCAAGGAUAUUCUCGCUGCAGGCAAGGACAAAGAGAGCAACCAAAUCUGACGGGACUUUUUCAGACGCAACUGUGUUUACUGCAUUUGCUGCGAAGGAUCUCGCGUCGCCUUCUGCAACGAUUCAAUUCGAAAUUGACUACAGUAGUGUAAACGGAAGUGGUGUUAUAGUGAAAAGGAAUGGAGUGGCUUUGACAGCUUUGUCUUCGGUUCCGACCAUUGCGGAAAAUGUAACGAUAACGGUGAACUCGGGAAGCUACACUGCCGUUUUUUCAAGCUCAACUUCUAUAACGGUCUCUGCUUCGCUGUAUAUUCUGAGUUUACAGUUCUCCGGGCAUGCUGCAUCGCUUCGAAACAAUAUGAGAGGGUUGCUGGGGAGCUGGAACGGUGAUAAGACAGACGACUUUAUAACACGCAACGGCACAGCGUUGAAUUACAACAGUCUCAAAGCCACUGAAAAUUUGGACAUCUUAAAUGGAACACUUCUAGAAUCAAAACUCUAUACAUUUGGACAAUCCUGGAAAAUCAGUAAAUCGGAAAGCUUGUUUUAUUACGGCGGUGGCAAUGAUACCUUCGAUAUGCAUAACCCAAAUGUAACCGCCAGACCGCCGUUCCUUGAAGACUUGGUGGCUGCACAGCGCAACAGCAGCUUGUUCUCUGGCAUUGUUGCCAACUGCACAAUCAACAUGGUACUUUCCACCACAUGCCUGUACGACGUUUUAACUACAAACAGAACAGACAUUGGACUUUCAACCUUAACUGAAGAGAGUUCCUCACAAGCCACUUCACAAGCGAACGCGAACACGCCGCCAAAUGUAACUAUUUCCACAACCCUUGACUUCGUGGAUGGUUUUUUUCAAGUAAGAGUUGGACAUUUAUCACAGCUUCAACUUAUCGGGAUUGACGCGGAAAAUCAUCAAAUCACCUAUUCAAUUUCAAACGACACGCCGGCAAUUGGAUUGCACAUUGAUUCAGGCUCAGGUUUGCUCAGUUGGACUGUUCAAACAAACACUACAGACACAAACAUAACGCUUGUGGUCUUGGCUACUGACGCUUUGCAAGCAGUAAAAGCUGUUACGAUACCAGUUAAACUAUGUAAUUGCCAGAACAACGGUGUGUGUCAAUACAAUGAGAGCAAAUACGGCACGACGGAUUUCCUUAUUGUUGAAUGUGCAUGUACAGACGCUUACAAUGGCCACUAUUGUACCGACGAUCGAAAUGGCUGCGAUUUCGGAGCUUGCUACGCGGGUGUAAACUGUACAGAUAUAAAGGCACCAGGAGUUGGUCAAACCUGUGGCUCCUGUCCAUCAGGAACAGCAGGCGAUGGAAGAAAUUGCACCACAAUUAACAUGUGCGAGUCAAACCCAUGCUCACAAGUUUGCUCUCCAGUGUUUAAUGGUUACAAUUGUUUAUGUCAUUCGGGUUACCGAGUCAACACUUCAAACAAUACACUAUGCGAUGAAAUAAAUGAAUGUCAAGAAAAUAAUCCCUGCGCUAACGCAUCUAACACAAGUUGUAACAAUACAGCUGGAAGCUACAAUUGUGUUUGUUACGAUGGGUAUUCAAAGAUUUUCAACUCUACUGAUGAUUGCUAUGAUAUAAACGAAUGCCUAACAGGAGCACAUAACUGCUCCAAUGCAACCUCAACAUGUAGCAAUACUGGAGGCUCUUUUGUUUGUGUGUGCAAGUCAGGAUAUGAAAGGUUGCCUGGCGUUUCACAACAGUCAGCAUGUACAGAUAGGAAUGAAUGUGAAACUGGGACCCACACCUGCAACAACAGAACAGAGACUUGUAAAAAUUUAAUUGGCUCAUUCAGAUGUGACUGCUCUUCCGGGUACGAGAACAAAAGUGGAAGCUGUCAAGAUAUUAAAGAAUGCUCUGAUCCACAACAAAACAACUGUAAUACACAAAGCAACAGGUCAAUAUGUGUUGAGGCUGAUGGAAGCUAUGGAUGCAACUGUUUGAGUGGAUUUUCUGGAAAUGGAUCAGUAUGUGAGGAUAUUGAUGAAUGUGCUUCAAAUACAAGUCUGUGCUCAAGCAAUGCUAGUUGUAGAAACAAAAAUGGAUCAUACGAAUGUUUGUGCAACACAGGGUUUACAUUUUUAAGUGGAUCAUGCAUAGAUAUAAAGGAGUGCAACAACAGCACACUGAAUAACUGUGACAGAUCAUUUCCAAACUCAUCAAUGUGCAUUGAAACUGAAGGUGGCUUCUAUUGCACUUGUUCUGUUGGAUACACAGGAAACGGUACACACUGCACAGACAUAAAUGAAUGUGAAUCAAAUCCUUGUAUGAAUGGGGGAAAUUGCACUGAUGUCGUUAACGGUUAUACAUGUGCAUGCGCUGUUGGAUAUACAGGAACCAACUGCCAAACUGAUAUUGAUGAGUGUGCAUCAAAUCCUUGUAUGAAUGGUGGAAAUUGCACUGAUGUCGUUAAUGGUUAUACAUGUGCAUGCGUUGGUGGAUAUACAGGAACCAACUGCCAAACUGAUAUUGAUGAGUGUGCAUCAAAUCCUUGCAUGAAUGGUGGAAAUUGCACUGAUGUCGUUAAUGGUUAUACAUGUGCAUGCGCUGGUGGAUAUACAGGAACCAACUGCCAAACUGAUAUUGAUGAGUGUGCAUCAAAUCCUUGUAUGAAUGGUGGAAAUUGCACUGAUGUCGUUAAUGGUUAUACAUGUGCAUGCGCUGGUGGAUAUACAGGAACCAACUGCCAAACUGAUAUUGAUGAGUGUGCAUCAAAUCCUUGUAUGAAUGGUGGAAAUUGCACUGAUGUCGUUAAUGGUUAUACAUGUGCAUGCGCUGGUGGAUAUACAGGAACCAACUGCCAAACUGAUAUUGAUGAGUGUGCAUCAAAUCCUUGUAUGAAUGGUGGAAAUUGCACUGAUGUCGUUAAUGGUUAUACAUGUGCAUGCGCUGCUGGAUAUACAGGAACCAACUGCCAAACUGAUAUUGAUGAGUGUGCAUCAAAUCCCUGCAUGAAUGGUGGAAAUUGCACUGAUGUCAUUAAUGGUUAUACAUGUGCAUGCGCUGCUGGAUAUACAGGAAUCAACUGCCAAACUGAUAUUGAUGAGUGUGCAUCAAACCCUUGUAUGAAUGAUGGAAAUUGCACUGAUGUCGUUAACGGUUAUACAUGUGCAUGCGCUGCUGGAUAUACAGGAACCAACUGCCAAACUGAUAUUGAUGAGUGUGCAUCAAACCCUUGUAUGAAUGGUGGAAAUUGCACUGAUGUGGUUAACGGUUAUACAUGUGCAUGCGCUGCUGGAUAUACAGGAAUCAACUGUUUAAAUGAACUAUUCAGUAUUUGGACAUGGAAUGGACAAUUCUGUAAAGCGCCAUCUUUUAAAAGACCAACUGUUUAUGUGGUUGAUGAAUGCAUGUUAUCACCAUGCCUAAACAACGGGACCUGUACAGACAUUGGCGUUGAUUUCAAUUGUUCUUGCACACCUAACUUCCUUGGAAAACGUUGUGAAAUUGCUGAUUACUGUAGAAACUCUCCAUGUGGUAUGAAUACGGAUUGUAUGAAUGUAAACAAUACAUUUGUGUGCAAAUGCAAGGAUUUCCAUAGAGGGGAUCCAACUGUUGGUUGUUCAGCAUAUUGUCCUUCCCAUUCAACUACAGUUGGGAAACAUUCAAUUUCUUUUGGUGAUGUUUGGAGGAAUCAAAUUGCCUACUCUAAAGAGAAAUGUCCAAAUGGUCGCCCUAUAGCUUCAAUAUUCUGUAAUCCAUCUUUGAAUUCACCUGUAACCUCUCUUAACUGUAACAUUACAAUAGCAUCUUCAGUAGCUCAAAUUCAAACAAGCCUAACUGAGACCAAAGUAAACAGCUCAAUGAUUGAAACGAUCUCAAAAGAAUUCCAGCUAUUAACAUCCAAUUCUAACAGCUCCACUGACGAGACUGUUAAACUUGUGGGGGUGGUCAACGAAAUAGUUAAUGCAUCAAAAAGGAACAAUAUAACACUUACUCCAAUUGCGUGGGUAAAUUUGGUGUUGUUAACCGACCAUCUUACAUCGUCAAUCAAAAGCAACGACUUGCCUGCAAACAACCGUGCUCAACUUUUACAUUCUCUUGAUGAAAUUAACGAUCUUGCCACUUUACCAUCCAAUGGCGGUGAUCUUGCUGUGGAAGCGGAGAAUUUGGCUGUUUCGAUUCACAGAGUUUCAAAUGUCUCUUCGCAACACUACACAGUACAAAUUCAAAAGGACAACUCAACUUUAGCUGAAGCAGCUAAAGUUGAUAUUCCAAGUGCGGUUAUAAAACGUGCCAUGCAAAAUAAUGCAUACCGUGAUCAAGUAACAAUUGUACACCACAAAUCAAGUUCGUUGUUUCCAUCAAACUUCAAUAUUUCUCAAAUAACAGCGGUUAGUUUCAACUUGCAAAUAAACAUCGACAACCUGCCUGACCCGGUAAAAAUAGAAAAUUCAAAUCUUCCAUUUCGUCACAGUAAAGUAGUGAAACCAGAAAAUCGAUAUCAGGCUGACAGAACUCAGUUACAAUGCAGAUAUUGGGAUGAGGACACAACUAAUUGGCUUCCCGAUGGUUGCUGCUUAAAUCAUACAGAGUAUCCACCACUAUGCCAAUGCAACCAUCUUACUAACUUUGCAUUAGUUGUGGCUAGGGACGUAGUACCAGCUGACUUUAUUCUAUCAAUUGUCAGCGAUAUUGGAUGCAUUCUUUCAGCCAUUGGACUUGCUUUAACCAUUAUCAUACAACUGACAAACCGAGAACGACGUAAACUACGUUGUACGCAGAUAUUUGUAAAUCUUUGCUUUAACCUGAUGAUGGCUUACAUUCUCUUUCUUGCUGGUAUUGAGCAAGCUCACAACGAUCGCUCUUGUACAGUGAUAGCUGCGUUUCUACAUUUCUUUUUCCUUGCCACUUGGUGCUGGAUGGCUGUAUAUAGCUAUGACCUCUACAAGGGUUUAAUAGAGGUGUUCCGAGAUGACAAAGAAAACUUUAUGAAGAGAGCUUAUGCAUUUGCAUAUGGUUUUCCUAUUGCAGUAGUUGCUAUUAAUGUUGGUAUCACUGUUGGUUAUGUGGACGCAUUAGCAGAUACAGUGACAUGUACAGGAGUAAAUGAUUUGGCGCAGUGGUCAUACAGAGCAGACUAUGCAUGUUGGAUUACUGGGUAUUCACUGUACAUGGGAUUUUUGCUUCCUGUAGGAAUCAUGCUUGUCUUUAAUGUAGGCGUCUUUGUCAUUGUACUCAGGAAGGUUAUUUGGAGAGAGCAUGAGAUAAGCUCAUCUGCUGCCAAGGUGUCAACAAAACAAAACUUAUCUAUUACUUUGGCAUUAGUAGCAACUAUGGGCCCUACUUGGAUUUUCGGAUUUGUAAUGCUUCUUUCCACGGAUUCAGUGUUCUAUUAUGUUAUGAGCUGGUUCUUUGCCAUCUUUGUAGCUACUCAAGGGUUCAUGAUCUUCUUUAUGAGUUCGAUUCGCAACAAGGAAGUACGAAGUGUCUGGACCAGUACUGUCUCGGAUGCUCUAAGCAGGGUCAGAGAAACUGUCUCUAUCCAUUCUGCAGCUUAUGACCUCAGCCACGCCAGGGGAUCUGGCAAGUUUCCUGAUACAAAUGAACACUCUGGCAGCUACCUGCAAUAAGUUAACUAAUAAUUAUUUUUCCGUGUCAAACUAUAUAAUGGGAAGAGCUAUAAUGAUGUAUAUAAUUAUUUAUGAUGACUUUUACAUCGGAAUUCAAGAAAUAAAAUUUUCUGC
This is a messenger RNA of Ciona intestinalis (vase tunicate), 8413 nucleotides long. The record is from RefSeq and is a predicted model, not a curated record. Lineage: Eukaryota; Metazoa; Chordata; Ascidiacea; Phlebobranchia; Cionidae.